AUGCAUUUCACAUCGACAACCUUCUUCCUCGCCGCAGCCGUCAUCCUGCAAGGCGCUACAGCUCAAUUUUGCACGGGACCCCCCGCAGAUUGCAACUUCGAGGAUUGCCGAAUCAACUAUGCUGAUCCGUGGGCGGACUGCAAAACGAAGGGUUUUUAA
Colletotrichum aenigma is the source of this 159-nucleotide messenger RNA. RefSeq lists its product as uncharacterized. The coding region runs from base 1 to 159 and encodes 52 amino acids. Lineage: Eukaryota; Fungi; Ascomycota; Sordariomycetes; Glomerellales; Glomerellaceae. The record is from RefSeq and is a predicted model, not a curated record. The transcript has 3 exons.